Triticum urartu is the source of this 4277-nucleotide messenger RNA. Its product is annotated as RAF-like serine/threonine-protein kinase 20. Gene Ontology annotation, cellular component: cytoplasm. Gene Ontology annotation, biological process: protein phosphorylation; signal transduction. The record is from RefSeq and is a predicted model, not a curated record. NCBI's taxonomy places the organism in Eukaryota, Viridiplantae, Streptophyta, Magnoliopsida, Poales, Poaceae. Gene Ontology annotation, molecular function: protein kinase activity; protein binding; ATP binding.
CACCAACACCAACACCACCAAGCCAGCCGGGGGGAGCGAGCCAAGGGUUUUUGAGUACAACGCACCCCUCCCACCCCCCUCCGCUCCCCACUCCCUCGCUACUCCCCACCCCCGAAAAAUUUCAAUUGACUCCGCAUUGAGCCGCCCGCCGCCACCGGAAUCCCCGAAUCCGGCCGGCGGUAGGGCUCCUGGUGGUGUGCUGGUGAGGGGGUUCGGUUGCUGGCCCGGCCCGAGCCCUGCGGGGUUAGAUCCGGGGAAGGGGGGCGGGGAGGGGGGUUGGGGCGGACCCGCGCCGCGGGGGGGGGGGGGCGGGGGGGGGGGGGGGGGGGGGGGGGGGAGGAGGUGGCGGGGAGCGGAUGAAGCUGCUGUGCAGCCUCGGCGGGCGCAUCCUGCCGCGGCCCGGGGACGGGACGCUGCGGUACGCCGGCGGCGACACCCGGAUCGUGUCCGUGCCGCGCGGGGUGGCGCUGCAGGACCUGCUGGCCCGCCUCGCCGACGCCUACGGCGGCGCCACGGGCCCGCACUUCGCGGUCAAGUACCAGCUCCCCGACGAGGGCCUCGACGCGCUCAUCUCGGUCUCCUCGCCCGAGGAUCUCGACAACAUGGUGGAGGAGUACGACAAGCUGGCCGUCGCCAGCCCCAAGCUGCGGGUCUUCAUCUUCCCCGUCUCCGAGGCGGCCGCGGCCGGGGACGAGGGCGCCGAGGGCGGCGCCGGCUUCGACGCCGGCCUCAGGUACCUCGAGGCCGUCAACGGCAUUGUGCGCAAGGAUAGCAUCGCCAGCCUCUCGUCCACCCAGUGCUCCGACGGCGGGCCUCCUCCUCCUACCCCGGCUGUGCCUUCUUCUGGAGGAGGAGGGGGAGGAGGAGGAGGCGGCGGCGGCUCCCCGACUGCUGUCUCCCCCACCUCCACCUGCUCCUACGACGCCGCCAGAUCGGCUUUUGCUGCUCCGCCGCCACCCCAGCAGCUGCUUGUUGAUGUCUUCACCAAUGCUGCUCCUGCCCCUGUCCCGGUUAAGCCGCAGGAGAGUGCUGCGCCCCCUCAGCCAUCCCCCCAUCCACAUCCACAUCCGGAGGCAGCAAGGUACCGUCAGCCACUCUCCCAGCUACCACCACUGCCACCAGUGUUCAUGAACGAUCAUAGGGAGGUUAUGCAGGGUCUGAAUCAGCAGCCACCAGAAAAUGCGACCUGGUUUCAGGACUGCAAUAUGUGUAUCAAGGCUCUGCCUCAUGCUCACUCCGAUCCAGUCGUGAAUGACUAUGCCAGCGAUGUGCGUGGAGGGGCGCCGCCUGAGCAAAUUCCAGUGUUCAUGAGCCUGCGGCCUGAAGAUGUGGCAAGGAUCAUGAUGGGAGAGCGGCAAAUACCUUCACAAAUGGGGGCUUAUGGGUACACACAUAUGCAUCCAGUGCAGCCUGACAGGGAAAGGAUGUAUGCACCAAAGAUGGAAGGCGUUGCAAACCCAAUGCCCGUCGAUCCAGCGAGCUUUCAUCAGCAUGUCUAUGUGCAGCAGCAGCACCACCAGCAGCAGCAAUUGCCACCACAGCAGGUGCCGUCGUCGACUUAUGGAUUUAACCAUAUCCCCAUGAUGCCUACUGAGAUGGUCUCUCCAAAUUCCGUUCAUUCUGACACUGCAAGCUCUCAUCAACAAGCUAUACUGCAUCAAAUGCCUUCACCCCAUGGAAUGGCUCAGUACCAAGUGAGGCAAACUAAUCCCAAUAAUCCGCUUGAAGGCGAAGGUAGUUUAAGUGGCAAUUCUAGGCAUCGGGAGGAUGGACAAGUGCUCCGUGAUAAUGUGCCUUCAGUGGCACCUGCUGCUGUGCCAACCUAUAUGGCCAAUGUGGACAGGAUGAUGGAUUCACUACGGGUGAACCCCAACGAGCCCCGCUAUCCCGAACAAAGGAUGUAUGCCGAGAAUGGUUUACCCCAGAAUGCAACAUCGCAAUACUCUCAGAGCAACACCAACACCUUUUUUGAUGUCAGUGAGCCAAAGAUAGCCCCUCCAACUGAAUCAAUGCCACCGCCUUCUGUGGCCAGUCCUUAUAUGCAUACUGUCCAGCAUGCCAACGUUAACCAUAUGCCGCCGCAAAUGGUGAGCAUUGGGGGACCAUACCCCAGUUAUGUUGCCGCUACGAUUGGGCAUGUGGGUGUGCCCCCAUCGGCUUAUGGUGUUGAUCCUGCGUAUACAAAAGCCACUAUUAACCCAAUGGGCGAGCAGAAGGAUGUUCUUCCUGAAGUUUAUCACAAGGAAGCUCCACAUGAAUCCGUUCCUCCUUCGAACGCUAAUGCUCAGGUACCAUUACCGACACCAGCAUUGGCAAAUCACGCUCCAGUCGAGCAGCUCCAGGAGUCUGGUUUACCGGGUCAACAGUUCAGCAAUGUACAUGCGCUGCCACCAAGACCUAAGAGGGUAGCAAGCAGGGAGAACAUCAGUUCUAAGGAUCCCCAUUCCCAAAACUCUCUGUUGAAUUGCAAAGGGCCAGAUUUGAAUAUCCCGGCUGAGGAGCAACCAUAUCACAAAGACACACAUGCAGAACAACCUCAGUUUGUCAAAGGUGAUGGUAUCACUAACCCAGACUUGCUGGGCAUGGAGGAUGGUCUAGCCGCAUUUGAGCCUCCACCUCCUGUGCUGAAUGAAGGGCAUGGGAAUGUCACUAAUAAAGUAGACGGGCAAGCUCACACCAACGAGGUUAGCAAGGGCAAACCACUAGAUUGGAUUUCAGGACAACCAGUCGCAGAUGAGCAUGAACGCCUCCAGAUUAUAAAGAAUGAUGACCUCGAAGAGCUCCAAGAACUCGGUUCUGGAACUUUUGGAACUGUAUAUCAUGGUAAAUGGAGGGGCUCUGAUGUUGCAAUAAAAAGAAUCAAUGACAGAUGUUUUGCUGGGAAGCCAUCUGAGCAAGAAAAAAUGCGGAAUGACUUCUGGAAUGAAGCAUCUAACCUUGCUGAUCUGCACCACCCCAAUGUUGUGGCCUUUUACGGCGUUGUUCUAGAUGGGCCUGGGGGAUCCAUUGCAACGGUUACAGAAUAUAUGGUUAAUGGCUCACUUAGGACGGCUUUGCUGAAGAAUUCCAAGAGCCUGGAUCGACGCAAACGGCUAAUUAUUGCCAUGGACACAGCUUUUGGAAUGGAGUAUCUGCAUAACAAAAACAUUGUGCACUUUGACCUCAAAAGCGACAAUUUACUUGUUAAUUUAAGGGAUCCUCAGCGUCCAAUAUGCAAGGUUGGUGACCUUGGGCUUUCAAAAGUCAAGUGUCAGACCCUCAUCUCUGGUGGUGUGAGGGGAACGCUUCCAUGGAUGGCCCCAGAGCUUCUGAAUGGAAGCAGCAGCCUGGUCUCUGAAAAGGUUGAUGUCUUCUCCUUUGGGAUUGUCCUGUGGGAACUCCUCACAGGAGAGGAACCAUAUGCAGAUUUGCAUUAUGGUGUUAUCAUUGGUGGAAUUGUGAGCAACACUCUGCGGCCGCAGGUGCCUGACUCAUGCGACCCAGAGUGGAGGUCGCUGAUGGAGCAAUGCUGGGCGACAGAACCGUCGGAACGGCCAAGCUUCACCCAGAUCGCCGUCAGGCUGCGCGCCAUGGCCGCGUCCCAGAAGGUGCAAUCCUAGUAGCGCCAGCAGUGGUCUUGAGAAAACUUCUGGGGCCAUCCAUCCGUCUUGGACAAGUUCGUCUUCGCAUAUUGCGUAUUUUAAGAAAAUCCGGUGCUGAUAUAUAUAAAUAUUAUAUAUAUGGUUGGUUUCGUUCUUUCGUAGCGUCGGUCCCUAGGGUCUAUCUAUCUGUUCAUACCCCUUCAUUGUUUCAUACCUUGUAAUCAUAAAAUCAUCAGCCCUCCCUCCCAACCUCCCCGUGUCUAGAAGUGUCGGUCGGUCGUCGUCCCAGAUCCGUAUUCAUUCAUUUAUACCCUUCCCCUUUGGCUUUGGCUUAGAGGCGCGCUGAAUAAGCCAGUCUUAUUGUCAGUUAUAGAGAGUCCGAUAUUUUAUUUAUUUUCUUCCCUUUGUCUCCCCUGCCUUUUCUUGUGGGUAAUAAUCGAGUCUGUUUGGAAGUCAUUGGUCGGUCAGGUCAGGUCAGGUCAGUCUGAAGAAUGUGGUGAUGAACUGGUUGUGUAAUCUGGGUGGUGUAAUACAAGUUUUUGGGAACUGUCAGUUGAGAUCCUAUAUUGCUUGUAUAUGCUUGGUUUUUCGUGUGUUUGUUAUGUAUACCGAAAUGGUUCGGUGUCGCUGUAAAAAGGGUCCAGUUGUUUUGUUUUAUCCUGUGAGGAAGAAAAAUAUAUCCAGUUAUUUUGAUUA